UCAUUGACCGAAAUGGCCCAUAUCGUCAAGUUACCGACGUUCAAGCUGCAGGGCAAUGUUUCCCAAUCCCAUGCCAGAGCCAUUGCGGAGCACUGGACGCGAGACUUUGAAGAUGCACUCAAGAGCAACGCCAGAGAGAAACUCGAAAGAUUGUUUGUCAAGGAUGCCUGGAUCCGCGACUUGCUCGCUCUGAGCUGGGACUUUCGCACUCUUCAGAGUCGUGAUAGCGUGCUCGAUUAUCUUCAAGAGAAUCACCAUGUCGGCAUCAACACCCUUCGCCUUCGGGACCACGGAGCAUUCCAACCCACCUUUAAGAAGCCAUAUCCAGGCAUGCAAUGGGUCGAAAGCAUGUUUGACUUUGAGUCACGACACGGCGUUGGAAAGGGCAUGCUUCGACUGGUGUUGGACGGCGACAAGGGCGAUGAAUGGAAGUGCUAUCUGCUUCACUUUGUUCUCCAGGAGCUCAACGACUGCAGAGAAAAUACAGGCUUUACUCGCCCUGAAGGAUAUGUCGAUACGUCAGGCGGCAACUGGCAGCAGAGGCGUGAGAGGCAAAGGGAGUUUCUCGAUGAAGAUCCGGCUGUGCUCAUUAUUGGGGGAGGGCAGUCCGGUCUUUCAGUUGCGGCUCGACUGCAACAGAUUGGAGUUCCCGCACUGAUUAUCGAGAAGAAUGAGCGCGUUGGCGAUAGCUGGCGCAAGCGCUACAAGACGCUCAUGACGCAUGACCCGAUUCAGUACUGCCACCUCCCGUAUAUCCCCUUUCCCGCCCAUUGGCCUUUGUUCAUGCCAAAGGACAAGCUUGCCGAUUGGCUCGAAUCCUAUGCGAGUCUGAUGGAGCUCAAUGUUUGGUGUAGCACUGAGUUGCUAUCCUCCUCGUUUGACGACGCCGCCGGAGUCUGGACUGUAACAGUGAAGCGGGCGGAUGGUUCAGCACGUACCAUCAAACCGAGGCAUGUCAUCCUUGCCACAGGAAACGCAGGUGAUGCCAUCAUCCCUCACUUCGAUGGCAUUGAUAGCUUCAGGGGAGCCGUCUACCACGGGAGCCAACAUAAAGAUGCAUCGGAGCACGCCAACCUCUCGAGCAAACACGUUGUGGUCAUUGGCUCUGGAACAUCCUCUCAUGAUCUCUGCCAGAACUUUUACGAAUGCGGCGCCGCAUCUGUUACGAUGCUGCAGCGUGGCAGCAGCCAUGUUAUGACGGCUAAGAAGGGCCUGGCCAUGCUCCAUUCGGGGACAUACGAGGAGGGCGGGCCGCCAACCGAAGACUGUGACGUGUAUAGCCAGAGCAUGCCGAUCCCAGUUCAGUUCGCGACCAACGUGUUCAAGACGAACGAGAUCAAAGUAGUCGAUAGGGAUAUCCUAGAAGGACUAGAGAAGGUCGGAUUCCAGCUUGACUUUGCCGAAGACGGAAGUGGCAUCUACCGCAAGUACAUCACCAAAGGAGGCGGCUACUAUAUUGAUGUCGGAUGCAGUCAGCUCAUCAUCGACGGAAAGAUCAACUUGAAGGCGAACCCCGGAGGCAUCAAGUCCUUUACUCCGGAUGGGCUGCUUCUCGCAGAUGGCUCCGAACUCAAAGCAGACAUUGUCCUUCUCGCAACAGGCUACCAGACAAUGCACAGCACGGCACAGAGCAUUUUCGGAGACAAGGUAGCUUCGAGGCUGGGGAAAGUAUGGGAUCUGAAUGAGGAAGGCGAAAUAAACUCGAUCUGGCGAUAUAGCGGACAUCCCAACUUCUGGUUCAUGGGUGGCAGCCUGGCCCUGUGCCGGACUUACUCGCGCAUGCUGGCGCUGCAAAUCAAGGCGAGUGAAUUGGGUAUCUAUGAGGCACCCGGGAAGAAGGCUAUGAGCAACGGUGUACAUAACGGGGUGUGA
Trichoderma reesei QM6a is the source of this 1872-nucleotide messenger RNA. RefSeq lists its product as uncharacterized. Lineage: Eukaryota; Fungi; Ascomycota; Sordariomycetes; Hypocreales; Hypocreaceae. Gene Ontology annotation, molecular function: monooxygenase activity; flavin adenine dinucleotide binding. The transcript has 3 exons. The record is from RefSeq and is a predicted model, not a curated record. The annotation marks the transcript as partial.